This is a messenger RNA of Triticum aestivum (bread wheat), 731 nucleotides long. RefSeq lists its product as uncharacterized. Lineage: Eukaryota; Viridiplantae; Streptophyta; Magnoliopsida; Poales; Poaceae. The record is from RefSeq and is a predicted model, not a curated record. Bases 127 to 357 code for a protein of 76 amino acids. The transcript has a single exon.
CCGGCACCGGCCACUCAAAAUCCCCAGACUUUCCAAGCCCAAAAUCAAAAUCCCACCUCUCUCCGAUCCCCCCUUCUUCCUCCUCUCGUUUCGUUUCUUGCGGCCGAGGGGAUCGUCGAUCGAUCCAUGGCAACAAUGGGCGUGGGCGGAGCGGUGAAGAUGAUCAUCGGGGCGAAGGAGGAGCGGGUGGUGGCCACGGGCAAGGCGCCCGGCGCUUGCCCGUCCUGCGGCGGCCCCGUGGUGGCGACCGACGUGGAGAGCGAGCGGCGCAUCCUCUGCCUCCCGCUGUGCCUCAAGAGCAAGCGCAAGUACUACUGCACCAGGUGCUUCCGCCGCCUCGUCACCGUCUACAGCUAGUAGCUCAUCAAGCCUCUCCUCAUGCCGAUCCAUCCAUCCAUCCAUCGAUCAACUAGCGUGCGGAGUUCUUUGGUUCUUAGUUGGCCGUGGUUACGGCCCUAGAGUAGCUUGCUAGCCUGGCUAAUGUAAUGUAAUGGUGAUUCUGAGUUAAUUCUUCUAUAUCUAGCUUAUUUGGUGGGCGUGCAUCCCGUGAAGGGCUGCAAAACUGGCACUCUGCUGUGUCUUGCAGCAACCUCUGGCGGUGCACCUCCGCGUUAAUGCGCAGGCCAGUAAUGGAAACCUGGAACGCGCCAGCUCCUCCUUCCUGAUUAAGUUUUUUUUUGAGUAAUCCUUCUUGAUUAAGUUUUUUUGAGAUAUUCCUUCUUGGUUAAGUA